AUGGCUGGCCCCUCGGUCGCCAUUCGCAACCACUGCGUUGCUGCCCUCGCCGAGUUUGUAGGCACCUUCAUGUUCUUCCUGUUUGGCUACGCCGGCGCCCAGAUCGCAAACGCCUCGCCCGUCCGCGCCGACGACAAUGCCGCCCCCAACAUCCCGGUCCUGAUGUACAUUUCGUUCGUCUUCGGCAUGUCCCUCAUGGUCAACGUCUUUGCCUUUUACCGCAUCUCGGGAGGGCAGUUCAACCCAGUGGUCACCAUGGCACUGUGCCUGGUUGGCGGCCAGCCGAUCCUUCGCGGCGUCAUGGUCGUGGCCGCUCAGCUCGUCGGUGGCAUUGCCGCCGCGGCAGUCUCGGCGGGCAUGUUCCCCACGCCCCUGAGCGUCGAGACGACGCUCGGUCCUACGACCUCUGUGGUUCAGGGGCUGUUCAUCGAGCUGUUCUUGACGGCACAGCUGGUGUUUGUGAUCCUCAUGCUCGCUGUGGAGAAGCACAGGGCGACCUAUGUUGCUCCCAUCGGCAUCGGCUUUGCACUUUUUGUGAUCCACAUGGCUGGUGUCUACUUCACCGGAGCCUCUGUCAACCCAGCUCGCUCGCUGGGACCGGCCAUUGUCAACAGCCACUUCCCCAACUAUCACUGGAUCUACUGGGUCGGACCAACCCUCGGAUCUCUUCUUGCCUCGGGAUUUUACAUGCUCCUCAAGUUCCUGCACUGGAAGGAGGUCAACCCCGGCCAGGACUGGGACGGCAUCAAUCACCUCGAGGACCAGCGUUCUCGGGACGCCAACGAGCCACUGGUUCCACAGGGCCAGGUCUAA
Molecule: messenger RNA, 813 nt
Organism: Gaeumannomyces tritici R3-111a-1
Lineage: Eukaryota; Fungi; Ascomycota; Sordariomycetes; Magnaporthales; Magnaporthaceae
Product: aquaporin
Exons: 3
Coding region: 1-813 (270 amino acids)
Biological process (GO): transmembrane transport
Cellular component (GO): plasma membrane
Molecular function (GO): water channel activity
Source: RefSeq, a predicted model, not a curated record